GUUUGCUAUCUUAGUAGUCUGUGGUUGUUUGCUAGUGAUUGUGAUUUUGUGGUGUUGGAGGCUCGUAGUGAGGAGCUUUUAUCGAAUCUUACAGUACUGUCUACUUCAAGUCUUACUUAGAUACUUUUCGCCUAUGGAUUCUUAGCUGCUAUGCAGCGGAGUGUACCAAGCAGAGCAUACUUAAGCCUGUUUCCGCUAUGCCAGGCACAAAGUACGAACAGCUUUCGUUAAAAGGUGACACAGAAGACGUUGUAACGAGCAAACCAAAGGGGAAAUGGUCGGAUAUUUGUGUACAAAAAAGCCUGCUUUCUCUAGGCUUAAUUCUUAUAUAUUUUUCCCUUUCAAUCGGUCUAACUUUUUAUCAACGAUGGCUUUUAAAAGGUUUCAAUUUUCCUCUGACGGUGGUGAUGUAUCACCUUAUAAUCAAAUGGAUCCUGUCCGUGCUGGUGCGCACAAUUUUGUACUUGAUCACGGGCACCCCGCAGCUGGUGCUGCCCUUCAUGACAUGCCUGCGGUCUGUGGGCCCCACCGGACUGGCCAGCGGCAUCGACGUUGGCUUCUCCAAUUGGGGCCUUGAGCUGGUCACAAUAUCACUUUACACCAUGACCAAGUCCACCACCAUCAUUUUCAUACUCUUGUUUGCCAUUCUCCUGGGACUUGAGAAAAAGUCAUGGUCACUGGUGGGCAUCGUGCUGCUGAUUGCGGUGGGCCUGGUGAUGUUCACAUACAAAGCGACGCAGUUCGACCUGCUGGGCUUCAAUUUCCUGUUGCUGGCGUCGUUCGCUGCUGGCCUGCGGUGGACCUUCGCGCAGCUCCUCAUGCAACGCUCCUCGCUCGGCCUGCACAACCCCAUCGACAUGGUGUUCCACGUGCAACCCUGGAUAAUCUUUUGUAAAAGUCCUUCAUCUCAUUGCAUUCAAAUAUUCAACCAAUGUCAUAAUAAUAAGAAAACAAAGAAAAAUCCUAUAUCUCAAGUGGUCAUCUACAAAGAUCGACCGAUGACAGAUGAUUUGACUACAUCUGAUUCUUCAGAGGAAGCUGAGGAGAUGUUCAUCCUUGUGCUGGCGGUGGAGGUAAGCGGCGACCAAUUGAGCGCCGUCAACGUGGCCGGCCUGGCGCUCUGUCUGCUAGGCAUUGUGUCACACAUAGUGCACAAGGUAUACGCCCCACACUACACUAAACAACCCCAUCUGAGCGCCGUCAACGUGGCCGGCCUGGCGCUCUGUCUGCUAGGCAUCGUGUUACACAUAGUGCAGAAGGUGUACACACAAUACUACACUAAACAACGCCAGCUGAGCACCGUCAACGUGGACGGCCUGGCGCUCUGUCUGCUAGGCAUUGUGUCACACAUAGUGCACAAUGUAUACGCCCCACACUACACUAAACAACGCCAACUGAGCGCCGUCAACGUGGCCGGCCUGGCGCUCUGUCUGCUAGGCAUUGUGUCACACAUAGUGCACAAGGUAUACGCCCCACACUACACCACAGCACACUACACUAAACAACACCAGCUGAGCACCGUCAACGUGGCCGGCCUGGCGCUCUGUCUGCUAGGCAUUGUGUCACACAUAGUGCACAAUGUACUGGUAAUCCGCGCAGUGGCGGGGUCGAUGCGUGCGCUAGACUCUUCAGAACUAGCGCCGGCUAGCAAGCGAUCCGGUGCCCUUUCCACCGCCCACGAGGAAGGGGAACACUCCCGCCCACUGCUGGACACGCAGCCCAGUCGCGCGUGGACUCCCACGCCCACACAGAGCGACGACAGCGACCUAGACCACGCGCAAGUCAUAUACCAGGUGCUGCAACGUAGGGAUAAUAGGUAGACAUUACCAACAUAUUAUGUUACCACGACAGAAAGCCAAGAGUUUAACCAGGAACAAUAGGUAGACAUCAUUUACUCGUCAGUCUACACCGUUUACCAACAUCAUGGUAUCGAUUCUGGCAUGAUUUCUAAACCUGAAAUCAAAUUUGGCAUCGGUGUAUCCUUGGCAUUCUCUAUCUUUGAAGAAUGAAAUGAAGAGACUGAAGUUAAAUUUAGUUUUAAGUUUCGAGAAUCAUGCCAAUCGACACUAUUUUGUUACCACGACAGUAGGCGAAGAGUUUUAACAAGGACAAUAGGUAGACAACCUUUCUCUACACCAUUUAUAUAAUAUUAGUAUAAUGCGAUUCAACUAAGUAUAGGACCGACUGGGCGCCAUAUUGUGCCGUCAUAGCCGUCAAUUCAAAUAGGUAGGUAACCAGUGAGCAAAAAAGUUUUUAUUUAAUAAAUAAAUCUUAUUUACUAAGAUUAAGUGAGAAAAACAUCAGAUUUUUUUUAUUAUAAUUUAUUUACUAAGAUUGAGAAAAAAAAACAACCGAUUUUUAAUAAUAUUUAUUUAUUAAGACUGUGUGAGAAAAAACGUUAAUCAGAAUCUAGCUCUUCAAUUCCGGUCAUGUCUGCAUUACCGCCGGAGUAGUUAUGAAUAGUCAUGCACUAUUCUAUGAACAUGCAUCCUUUAUGUAAACGAAAGUUUUAAAUCGAGUUUCGGAACGCAACUUCAAGUGACAUUUGGUUAUCAACCAUUCAAAGCCAAAGCUCAAUAAAUGUAAAAAUAAUAUCAACCAAUAUUAAUUAUCAAUAUUUGUUAUUGUUUGUUUACAAAUGUUUGGUUAUUAUUCUAGAAUUAGCUGAGUGCUAAAAGAUGUUCCAAGAUUCCAGAGGGUUUAAUUCCAGAUUCUAAGAUUUUAUUGCAAACCGUACUUUUCAAGCGACAUUUGACAGAUGGCGGUUUUUGGCUUUCCUAUUCUUAUUUGAAUCGCACUAUAUGUAACCACGACGUACAGAUCACCUCCACGAAACCCACGAUACAAGGGCACCCUCUUGUACCAAACUUAUGUAGCAAUACUGCAUAAGCCGAGAUCACACGUAAGUAAUUUACCAGGUGCUGUCAACCUGCCUCGUAGACAUAAUUACGCAUCAUAUUAUAUGCUUGUGCAUAUAAUAUGACAACAACACCAGAACAUCUACCACGAUAUUAUGUGUAAACAAAACCACACCAAAAGGCCAAGAGUUGUACAAUGGACAACAGGUAGACAUAAUUACUUAACAACAUUCAAACUAUGUAAAUGCCAAAAACAUAAUUACUACCUCUGGUAAUUAUGUUUUUCGGCUUGUAACUUUAUUUCGUAGAUAUUGUGUGAUAAUUUCUCAAUCAUACGUUUCUCCCUUUUGUUGUUCUAAUAAACUGUCGCAGAUUUUAUCUGUAUCUCCUGAAACUACUUUUUCCUUUUUUUUUCUACAAAAUGUCCACUUGUUGCCCUAAGUUGAAUGCUACUAAUGUUUUAAACGGUCUUAUUUAAAUAAUGAAGCUAUUUGUUACCUCGCCUCGACUUUGCGCGGUCUGUUUGUAAGGACUGUCUGUCUAUCUGUGACUGUGAUUAUCGCAGUCUUUUGUUUAAACCACAUCUUUUUUUAUGUAGUAUAUGAAUAGUUAGUAAAAUAGUCAGGCACUGUGUUGCACAGCCAACAAAGGGGAGUCUUAUUAUUUUCGCCUUUCGCGCGGUUGGCAGAAAUUUAACGAUUUCAUUACCUAUACCGUCUCCGCUCUUAUCCGCACAAAUUGCGAUCAAAUUUACUGUGAAAUUAUUGAUAUUGUUAAGUCGGGGUUUACAGUUACCUUGGUUUGCCUUGUAAACCUUUCUGUGUCCAUCCAUAAACCACUCGGAAUCCAUAAACUCUUCAAUAACGGAGAUCAAUCGAAUCUUUCUUUUCCGUCUUCUUUCUAAAUCACUUAUUAGUUUUGCGGUCACGCAAUUUUUCAGCAACCUUUUUAGUAAAUGUCGUGGUCUCAGUUCCAUAUAAGAUCGUCUUAUGAACGAUGACCGCUAAUGAACUUACAGACUAACAAAAAGACAUGUUUUCGAACCAAACUGGAUUAAGUGAUUUUCUGUCAUUCGUUUGUAAACUAUUGUCAAGCCGAACUGUACAGAAUCUUGUAAAGGAAACUAAGCCUAGUGGAGGAGUGCCAUAGAGUACACUUUCCUACCGCAAUCGUAUCGAUUGUAUAACAUGCAUAUUUUAUACUGUAAUCCACACGUAUAAUAUUAAUUAUAUAUGUAAGUAUAUAGAAUACAAACAAAAAUAAUUUUUGGUCGAUCUAAAUUUACAAUGAUAUGAGUCGAUAAAGUAUGUAAUUAUUUUCGGAAGAUGAAAAAUGUCUAGGUAUAAUAUUUAUAAAUCAAUAUUGUUUUUUUCGUUAUAAACGAAUACUACGAUUGUCAGUUUUAUUAUUACUAUGUUAAAUGAAAUCGUAACUACUUAACAUAAGUUACUACUUUUAUAUGCGCAUUUAAAAUAUGUAAAAUAAUAUUAUACAUUUUUGUCAUUUACAUAUGAAAGAUAUAUGUAUGUCCACUAUAAAUAAUUGUUACGCCCGGGAAUAGAACCUACGCACUACAUGUUGCUCCUGAGUAACACUAAAAAGGAGUGCUGGCUAAUGAGUUCCCGCUAGUACCCUGCAAUGUACUGCCAGUCAAUUUGAUUUUCGACCCACCAUAAGCUUUAUUUUCUUAAUUCCCAGUAAACUGAAUUGUCUAUAUUUUGUUUCCUCCGUCCUGUCCUCUGUGUGUGUCAUUGGACACUGGGAUUUCAUCAUACGACACAUACAACAAGAUAUAUAGUUCUCAUUAACAUAUAAACAUAGCAGUGAUCCAAGGUUAGGGAGAUUAAUUUUUAUUAUUUUUAUCGCCCGCUAACAAUAAUUGUAGCAUGGUUUCCAAACUUAGAAACGGUCUGGUUGUAAUCAUUAACAUACUGUUAAACAUUCCUUGCUAUCAUGUAAAAUAUUAAAGAAAAAUAUAUUUAAUUCCCCUUUAUUAUAUAAUUGGCUCAAAAUCACCAAGGUGGUAAAUCCACUUCGGCAGCAAAUAAAUGCCUAAAUUCUGUAUUUUUUUUAACAUUUUAGCAUUGGUAAACACUUAACUGUGUUUACUUCAACCACACAUCACACAAAAUAAUUAAAAAGUCUUAUAUAUUACAUUUUAUAUGGACAAAUAAGUACAAAAAAUCAUUUGGAGAACGCGUCCUAAGUAGCAAUUCUUAAAAGCUAACACCAGAAAUAGUCAUAAAAUAAAACCUUUUUAACGGUUAUUAAUACCCAUUCACCUUCAAUUGUAUCUAAAAUUACAUUAUUGCAAGCAUUAAUAAAGAAGAAAAACGAAUUUAAAAAAUCUAAGUCAAAAUAUAAUGUCCGACAAUGUAAGCAUCAUGUUAGUGAACCCAGCUUUGAUUACGCGAAACAAAAUUCGAACGCAUCCCUCUUUAGUCUAUGGAACAGCUGUAGAGAGAGUUGUAAACAAAGUGGCUGUGAAGAAAGUAGUUUGCCAAAAGAAAUUAAAAUAAGUGGUAAGUGUCUUUUAAUUCAUUAUUUACAGAGCGUACAUCAAUAGAUCGUCAAUUGAGGAACGCGUUUUUCAAUCAAAAUAAUGCAAUAAUAGCUUUUAUAGUGUUGUAUAACAAAUGUUAAAAUCAUAUAUUUUACAUUAAGGAAGCAAGAAUUGCUGUCAAAUAUGGCUGCCGUUUAAAAAAGGCGCGGUUAUUUGAAAAUAUCAUUUGGUGAACGGUCAUUUGGGGAACGUUCUCCGAUUUGAUGUCCCGUUCUCUAAAUGAUGUUGUUGUUCCCCAAAUGACUAUUUAGUUACUAAGUGGUACUUUCUAUUACUAACUGUCAAUUUUGUGUAUGUCGUGCUUACAAAGUUAUCAAUAGGUAUACUUACUUUAUUUUUACAGCAAUAUGGAGUCUCACAAAGCUGAAAAAAACCGUUCGAAAAAGCAAAUAAAGAAAAACAGUACAGCUUACUUGUGCCAAAGAGAAAAAGCUACUGGCAAAAAAAGAAAUUUUUUAGAUAACAUGACAGAGGAAGAGAAGGAUAUUAAAAGGGCUAAGGACAGAAAAUACUAUCAUAAAAAAAAAACAAGAAAAGAAAGUGAAGAACAUAGCUGAGAUGACUGAACGAGAAAAGCGAAAGCAAAUAAAUAUGUGGAAAGAAGUUACAAAAAAAUACAGAGAAAAGUAGAAGUUAUUAUCUGGCAUAUUACACAAUACACCGCCACAUUGUGUGUGUGUGCGUGUGCGUGUGGAAAUUUCGAUGAUGAUCUAGCUGCAUCAAGUUCAGUGAGAAAAACAGUAGGAAGACAAAUUAUGCGGAAGGAUAGAGCCAAAGCAUAUCGUAAAAUAAAACAACAAGAGAAAACCAUUGCUAAAAUUAAACGCAAAUAUGACACUUUAAAGAAAAGAUUAAGAAGAUAAGUAAAAAGAAAAGAAGUGAAAUCACAGAACCCUACAACUCCCUAUAGCAAAGUUAACGCAUUGUGAGAAAACGUUGACGUACCUCCUGAAGUUCGCAAGAAUCUUUUAUUUAACGAAGUAUUGACUGCCCAAUUACAAGAUAAAGCCAAUACUUUGAGAAAAAAAUCCAAAGAGAGGGUAGUAACUCCCGAAUCGAUGAUUGCAAUGCACUGCCACCAUCAUUACCUCACUGUGGCACAACGAUGCCUGAUAUUAAAAUCAGGCAGCGUGAGGUUCGUGCCGAAUUGCAAUCACUCGACGUCCGGAAAGCUAGUGGACCUGAUGGCAUCCCAGCAGUAGUACUUAAAAAAUGUGCAGCGGAGUUGUCCCCGUGCUCACGCGCUUGUACCAGUGCUCGUAUUCUUUGGGGCGUGUGCCGGAGACUUGGAGAGAUGCUAACGUGCAACCGGUGCCCAAAAAAGGGGAUCGCUCAGACCCGGCAAACUAUCGGCCAAUAGCAGUCACCUCAGUUUUAUGUAAAGUUCUAGAAAAGGUCCUUAAUAACCAUCUGACCCGCUACCUAGAGGAUCACUCCCUGAUUAAUGAUCGUCAAUAUGGAUUUAGACCGAAACGAUCGACGGGUGAUCUUCUAGCGUACUUAACUCAUAUCUGGGGUGAGGCUAUCGACAAGCGUGGCGAGUCGUUGGCUAUCAGCCUUGACAUUGCCAAGGCGUUCGACAAGGUCUGGCACAAAAGCCUUCUCUCCAAGCUUCCGGCAUACGGUCUGCCAGCCCAGUUCUGUUCUUGGGUAGCUGACUUCCUGAAUGAGCGUAGAAUUCGUGUCCUUACGGAUGGUAGCAGUUCGCGGUUCAUGUCAGUGAAUGCCGGCGUUCCCCAGGGCUCCGUCCUAUCCCCCACUCUCUUUCUGCUGCAUAUCAAUGACUUGAUUCCUCUUGGGAAUAUUCAUUGCUAUGCAGACGAUAGUACAGUGCAUGCGGGGUAUCUCGGACAAGCAGCGGCUGGGCAGGCAGUAACCAGGGAGAAACGGGAAAAUCUUGUCAUUGAACUCAAUCAGGCUUUGGACCACAUUUCCGAAUGGGGUACCAGGAACUUGGUUGGGUUCAAUGCCAAGAAAACUCAGGCUUGCGCUUUCACGGCAAAAACAUCGCCAUUCCUUCCCCUUCCAUCUCUUCAGGGCACAACACUACCGCUGCAGAGCAACAUUUCCAUGCUCGGUAUGGAAGUUCGCUCAGACCUGAAUCCAAAGGACUACAUCGAAACCGUGAUCAAAACAGCUUCACGCAAACUCGGAGUCCUGAACAAGGUGCGGCGUUUAUUCACGCCCGAUCAACUGUGCUUGUUGUACAAAACGCAAGUGCGGUCCUGCGUGGAAUAUUGCUCGCACCUCUGGGAUGGCUCCGCCAAGUACUUGCUCGAUGCUUUGGAUAGGUUACAGCGGCGCGCAAUCCGCAUCAUAGGCGAUGAGGAGGUGACUAAACACCUUGAGCCUCUUCAAUUACGCCGUGACGUGGCGUCACUAAGCGCGUUCUAUCGUUUGUACCACGGCGAGUGUUCUGAGGAGUUAUUCUCUCUUAUCCCACCUUCCCCUUUCCUUCAGAGGACCACGCGCGCUGGCCUACGUUGUCACCGUCUUACUGUGGCCACAAUUCCAACGCGUACAAAGAAAUUUGGUGACUCAUUUCUUUGUCGCACUAUCCGUAAAUGGAAUGCUCUGCCCGCUCACGUGUUCCCUCCCUCUUACAACCUGGGAUCCUUUAAAAGAGGCGUGAAGAAGCAACAUGCAGGCCGGCAGGGUGAGGAUGGCUGGUGUGGCAGUAAGAUUUCAAUCCCGAUCUUUGUUUCACAAAUUUUCCCAGAAGCAUAAUUUAUAACAAACAUGAUAAUGUUUCAUACUUUUUCAGUAUAAGGUAGUGUUUUAAAAGAUCACUCAAAUGAACAUAGUGCAUUCUGAGUGAUCCAUAUAAACCGUUCUAAAUCUUAAACGUGGCUUUGAAAUGAAUCGAAAAUUUGUUUAGCAGCUUUCACAAGUUCUUCACAAUUAUUUCCAAUACAAAUUAUAAACACAUAGGUAGUAUUUUCUUGGAUACGCGUUAUGGCUUAUUCUUCAGGUGUCCAGAUUGAGUGAUCCAGUUAAUUAGUUCUAACUUUCUUUCGUUAGGUUUCACAAUUUUUUUACCUUACCAUUAAGUUUUCACAAUUAUUUCUUAAAUCCUCUUAUAAUUUGGUUGUGGUUGGAUGAGUUUUUUGAAAAGAUCACUCAGUCCACACGCACAUGAAUUCCGAACCUUAGGGUAACAACGGAACCCUAGUCCGUCCAUCAGAGGGUUUCUUAUAAACCGUAACAGGUAGUAAAUAGACAUUUUCAAAGAAGAUGUAUUUUUAUCACUGCUAUAACAACAACAUAAGUAAAAUGUUGCCAUGGCGAUUUCUAAUGUUUGCAACCCCACCACCACUUUGGUAAUUUUGUUAGCAUAACGUUAUCUCACCUCUGUUUACGGAAAAUAGACAAUGGAGUUCUUUCUUAAUCACCAAAGUCGUUUACAAAAGACAAGGACUCAACUGUGUCACACGAGUGACAGGGAGCGUGAUUCGCGGCUGCAUUUGAUGUCAUUAGCACUCGCGCAACCGAAUAGGGCCCGCGCGAUGGGUCAUGGCUCGUUCCCCCUGUUCCAUCCAUAGGGGUGGCAGUGGGGACAUUCAAAGGCUGAUGACGAUGAUGAUGAAAUAGGGACUCGCUAUGUAGAUGGACGUGCUCACUUUUGCUCAGAAUCACGACACUCAAUGCUUGUAUGGUUCCACAGUUUCAUUACACAAAAUGUACACAACACAAUACGACUACAUACUUCGAUUGACAUAUAAAUUGAACGAUACCAGCAUUCUUAAAACGUAAGUCUUAUUUAAGUUAAGAAAGUAUAUUAAAUAAUUGUUGUUGUUUAUAAUCUGCUUACAUCACAACCUUGCCAAGGUCGUAUUUAUUACAAAGCUAUAUGAAUAGUAAAAUAAAUAAAAUAUAAAAAAUGAAUCAAAUCAUUAGAGCUACUAAAUGUUAAAUCAUAAAUAAAAAAAGCAUGAGCGUGAAUUGAAUUAUAAGAGUACAAUAAUAUUGUAUUGUGUGUGUUAAUAAACUAGUCCUUAUGUUGUUAUAACUGGUCAUUUAAUUUAUGUACAUUUAAGUAGUUCGUACAGUCAGUUACAGGUCAAGUUAUCUAAUCUUGCUUGAUUUACGAUUUAUAAUCGAUCAACCAUAUUUGAAAUCCUGUGGUGACACACUCGAUGAGUUGCUGAUCGUACAAUCAUCUGCACAUAAUGCAAACAUAUCAGUUAACGGGUUAAUUUAGAUUUUUUAAUGCAUGCAUUGCAGAUAUUUUACACUUUUCAAAGACUAAAAUGGUUUGUUAUUAUGGUAUUGUCGCUGAUUUGUAUUUAAUAUGUAAAAUUUGAUAUAGAACUACGAUUGCAUUUAUGAAGUAACUGAUGACACGGUAAUAUUAUCUAUACAGUAUUGUGACUCCGCCCUGUCCUUGAAAUAAAUGCCUACGGCCGAGCGCUGCGUUAGCACGCGGUAGGGCCCGCCUACAGUAUUUUAUGUAGUUUUGUUUUUAACGCGAGUGUAGGUAGAUUACUCGUUUGUCUCUUUUUUCAUCCUAACCACUUAUUUAUAUAUUAUUCCAGAUAUUUUGCCCGAUGGAAAAAUCGAAAUACCUAAAUAUUAGAAACAAAUUACGUACUAGUAGAUAGGUAUAUAAAAAAUAUUCUAUAAAGGUAUGACACCUUUCCAAUAUUUCAGGUAAUUUAAAAAAUGGUAUCUCUGGGUGUGUUAUUGAAGAGUUCAAGCAACCAAAAGCAGCAAUUGUGCUGUUGUACGAUAUUGAUCGUCGUUUGUUCUUUUCAAUACUAAAUUAUGUAGGUAUCUACUUAAUUCAAUCAAAUAUUUACAAUACAAAACGCACGUUUAAGCACGGCUAACUGCAUAAAAAACAAUUCACACCGUUCGGUCGUCGUUGCGGCGCGGCGCGGCGGCGGCGCAUUCGCGACUGGGUGCCCGCCGAGAGUGCCUCGAACUCGAGUGGCGAAGGUAUGACUCGCUUUCCGACCGUUUGUAUGAAGAUAGAAUACUGUAUGAUAUUAUUACCGUGCUGAAGAUGUCUCUUGACUUGCCGUUACCUAGCAUUGUAAUUAUUAUCUUUUAUUUGGAUAUUACAAUUUUUGGUUGGUUGGUUGGUUGAUAUUUUUUUUAUGUAAAGUUUUACAACGAAACAUUUUCCAAUGUGUUAAUGGCUAUACUGGCUGUCUGAGCAAAUUUUUAUAUGCUAGCGAUCUGUGUUUCGGUUCCCUAUUUGAUUCUCUAUAUUUUAUACUUAAGAAAUUGAUCAAAAUAAGAACUGUAAAAAAUGAUGAGAAGUCUUAUAACUUGGACUAUAGGUACGUCGUUUCGUCUUAGCACGGCUAUACUCGUAUUCACCGUGGAUAUACAUUUCCUGAGGAUAUACAUUAACUUUGAAUAAUACUUCUAUAGCUCUUGUUAAACAUAUCGUACAAGGAAAGUAGUAGUUUAAAUACCAUACUUUUUAAGUUAUUAGUAAUUUAAGUUUCACCAACUUAAUUGUGUUGGGCAGUGAGAAAGAGUCUUUAUCUGUGAGAUGUUGCCACUUUGUGCAACCAAAACUGUCAAACAAUCAACUCUUUGUCAACGGUCAUUAAGUCAUAAUUUCAAAAGUCAAAAUUUUAAGAAACAUUGUGACGACAAGAAAAGUUUCAAAAACUUUAUGUGGACAUGUGAACCAAAGUUUCAAAUGCGACGUUGCCAGCUCAGGUAAAGAGUAAUUCAUGUUAGAUAAAUUACAUCUAAGCAUUUAGUUUGUAUGAAAAUAAAAAAUGUUAAGAAAAUUGGAAUUCAUAAAAGUGUCCAUAGUAAAAAAUUAUCAAUUUAAUAGUCCGAAUAACAUGCCAAAGUUAGUGUAUAACCUCAGGAACAUAGUGUAUAUAAACAUUUACUUACUGCUAAGUAGGUAAUUAGGUACUUUAUUGCUAAGUAACUAAGUCAUUAAUUGACACUAGAGUUCUACUAUAAAAUGGUUACUUAGCUGCUGAGUAACUACACUGGCGGUCAAAUAAACCGGGCCAUUACCAAUGCAUAAGUUCAAAUAUGAUUUCCCUCAAAUGUAUGGAUAAAAUUGUAGAUAAUGUGGUACUGUUAGAUAUGUUAUGUUAUAGGUUUUAUUUGAAAAGUAAAAUAAAAAGUGCGAGACAAUAAUUUACCCUACUUUGUGGGUAGACUUAAAAAAACACAGUUUUAUCAAUUUUGUACUAAAUCACAUUGCUUAAGGUUUGAGUGUAAAAAAGCGGGAAAUUAGCGUUUUUUAAAGAUUUUACUUUGUUUAUGGUUUAGUAGUCCUUAUUCUAAGAGUUGCGGUUGAUCUUGUUCAUUAUAAUGGAUACUACGCCUCAGGAAGCUGCCCAAGCCGUCGCAUUACUUCAAUCGGGCCUUAGUCAACGUCGAGUUGCUCAAAUGUUAGGAAUAAGUCGCUCUUCGGUACAGCGUGUCUUCAGAAGAUAUCAGGAGACCGGAGCCUUUGUCCGACGCCCUGGAACUGGCCGACCGAGAGCCACAACCUCUACUGAUGAUCGAUACAUUAAUUUGAAUAUCUUAAGAAAUCGACAUCUCAAUGCAGUGCAGGUACAGCAACGGCUUCGUGAUGAACGUGGAACUGCCAUAAGCGCGCGUACAGUCAGAAGAAGAUUGGCCGAACGAAAUGUAAAGCCACGAAGGGCUGCAACCGGUCCAAAAUUAACAGUGACUCAUCGCAGACUACGUCGUCAAUUUGCCCAUGAACAUAGGGAAUGGACACUUGAUCAAUGGGGGCAUGUCCUUUUUCUGAAGAAACCAGGGUAUCCUUAUACGGAAGUGAUAGAAGACGGAGAGUCUACCGGUGCCCUGGAGAACGUUAUACUCAGUGCUGCAUCGAAGAAACGGUUGCAUAUGGCGGUGGCUCCGUUAUGGUGUGGGGAGGCAUUUCCCUAACAGCACGAACAGAGCUGGUUUUCAUCAAAUCCAACGCUCAAUCACGUGGUUUGACAGCAGAUCGGUAUAUUGGUGACAUUCUUGAAAACGUUGUCGUGCCUUACUCAAAUUAUAUCGGGGACGACAUACUUCUAAUGCAUGAUAAUGCAAGACCUCAUACUGCAAGAAUCGUUACUCAAUAUCUUAGGGACGUUGGUAUUCGCAUAAUGGCUUGGCCAGCACGAAGCCCUGACUUAAAUCCUAUUGAACAUCUUUGAAAUAAGUUAAAACGUAGGGUUCGAGCCAGAACUCCGGCGCCUUCAUCACUAUCUGAGCUCAGAGUAAUGAUAACUGAAGAAUGGGACGGCAUCCCACAAGAUUUUAUUGUUAAGUUGAUAAGAUCAAUGGGUUCAAGGAUGCAAGCAGUUGUCCAAGCUAAAGGAGAUAAUACACAUUACUGAAGCAUCGAGUUUUGUUCGGUAUUUUGAAGUUUAUUAUUGCUAUUUGGCUUAAACAAAAGUAAAAAAUUACGUUACAAUUUGCCGUUUUUGUUCACUUUUUAUUCUACGGUCAAUAACUCAGCAGAUAUUUUUUUCUCCUUUACAAUUAUCUCUCAAAAUAAAUCUAUCUAACAGUACCACUUUAUAAAAAAUUGCGUUCAUACAUUCGAAAAAAAUUGCAUUUGAACUCGAGGAUUGCUAGUGGCUCGGUUUAUUUGACCACCAGUGUAUUUGUUUUAUUGAAGAAUUCUAGUAUCAUAAUAAUGACUUGGUUACUUAGCAAUAAAGUUAUAACUUAGCAAUAAGUAAAAUAAACUACAAGUUGCACUCCGGGAGUGCCGGCAGAAGUGAAAAUUUGAAUAUUAACGUUGUGCAUUUUUGAUAUUUUGGAAUGGUUAGGGAAUAAUUUUGCACGAAUUGCUUUAAUUAUUAUCAGAAUAAAAGUACUAUCAUUUAUGUGGUAGAAUACAAUAUUUAUUUAUUGCGUACACAAACAUGACAAUUUAUAUUACAUCAAAAAGUUUAUCUCUCAGAAAAAUCAACUUACACGAAUCACAUUUAAGCGCACCUAGCGACAUCUAUAGUAAAAAAAAAACCAUUUUCUUCGUAAUAAAGCUGCCACCUGGACGUCCUAGUUAGAGACUUAUUAUUAUAAUACGAUAAAAUAAAAUAUUACUAUGUUUCGUCCAAUAUAUUAAAAGUCAACAACCUUUCCAAUUUUACUGUUUUCGUCUUACGCCACGUGACCUGACGUGAGUUUAACAAUUUUUUCCCUUACAAAAAAAAGUGUACAACGGCGCUAAAGAACUUUUCACUUCAAAAAAAAUGGUGAAAAACAAAUUGCCAAUGACGACGUAAGACAUUCUGUCCCACUCGCACAUGCUGUCCUUCGUAACGUGCGAGAGGGACAGAAUGUGUUGCGUCGGCACUUUCGAUUGUUUUUUUUAAUGGCACGAGUUACAAGAAUUCUCUUUUAUGACUGUUAUUACUUUCAUCAAUUUCUCAUGUACCUAUGACAUUAAAAUGUUGCUCAAGUCAUUACCUAAGCGGCGUAAUAUCUUUUACUUGCUUCUAAAUGCGAUGGAACAUUGUGCUAGUAAAUAGAAAUUCCUACUAACUACCACUAUGAAUAUGUAGCUAUCGGUUCAAUUACCGAUACUUCUAUAUCUUUUGAAUGUUAAAGUAUUUUAUUUAAAAAUAAAAGAGAGAGGAAACGCUUGGCGUGUGUUCUGUCUUGUAGCUCAAGCACUAAGAUCUCGCCCAAAAUGUAUCAGCGUACAAAGAUCAGAACCUAUCUAUAAAUAUAAUAAAAUAAUAUGUGAACAUUAAUAUUAUGUUAGAACGCGCAGUCCUGCAGGCAUGCCUUAAUAUUAUAUAUUAACUAUUCUAGUGUAAAACGGUCCUAGUAAUUGUAAGAGCUACACGAAUGUGAGGAGGACGUCAGAAAUUUUAUAGUAUUUAUUAAUAAAGAUAAUUGUAAAUGUGAA
This is a messenger RNA of Chilo suppressalis (striped riceborer), 14272 nucleotides long. The record is from the annotation of a GenBank genome assembly. Lineage: Eukaryota; Metazoa; Arthropoda; Insecta; Lepidoptera; Crambidae.